AACCCUAGGAACAUACUGGAGUAGGAAAUCCCCUCUUGAGACCAAAACCAGCCAGUAUGUUCCAUCAGAGAUUAGGAGAUUUUUUUUCAGACUUUUGCUGUAAUCAUCCUUCCAUUUGUCUCUUCCAACACCUGCAAUUCAGCCUGGGAGAAGUUGCUGAUAAGCAACCGUGGCCCAGGAGUUCAGGGAGCAAACCCUCCCACCUUGCUGCUGGGUGGUGGCUUCCAGGCCAGUAAAUGUGUAUCGGCGUGAACCUGAUCCAGAAAGGGCCAGGAAGGGGACAAAGUUUAGUCUGUGAGGGAAUCGGUGGCUGCUGCUAGCUUCGUGCUGUUUGUCCAGGCUUCGGCUCAGUGUUUUCGUGCCCUCUCCUGCACCAGACCGCCGCUCUGCCUAUCCUCUGAGUGUCGUCUCAGCACCUUGGUCACACUCAUGGCACCAUGGCCAGCCCUCAGGAGCACCUGAGCUGCUCCUCCUCUCCACACUUACCCUUGAGUGACAACAAAGCCCUCAACGUCCUGCAAGAUGAGCUCGCAGCUAUGGGGAACCGCCCCUCACUCAGGCUCCCGGAGGACCAGCAGGAAAAGGGCGCUGCGCGAACAGAGGUCAUCGAGAGCGCGGGCAGCCCGGUCGCCACCACGGUGUUGACCAGCGUAAGCGAAGACUCCAGGGACCAGUUUGAGAAUAGUGUUCUUCAGCUUAGGGAACAGGAUGAGUCGGAGACAGCUGUACCUCAGGGGCACAGCAGCACUGUGGAAGGGGAGAACACCAGUGGGGCCGAAGACAUCAAGAUCCAGUUCAGCAGGUCUGGCAGCGGCAGCGGCGGCUUUCUCGAAGGACUGUUCGGAUGCUUGCGGCCCGUGUGGAAUAUCAUUGGGAAGGCAUAUUCCACUGAUUACAAGUUGCAGCAGCAAGAUACGUGGGAAGUGCCAUUUGAGGAGAUCUCUGAGCUCCAGUGGCUCGGUAGCGGAGCCCAGGGAGCUGUCUUCCUGGGCAAAUUCCGAGCGGAAGAGGUGGCCAUCAAGAAAGUGAGAGAACAGAAUGAGACGGAUAUCAAGCAUCUGAGGAAGCUGAAGCACCCGAACAUCAUCGCAUUCAAGGGUGUUUGUACGCAGGCCCCGUGUUACUGUAUUAUCAUGGAAUACUGUGCGCACGGACAGCUUUACGAAGUCUUGCGAGCGGGCAGGAAGAUCACACCUCGGUUGCUAGUAGACUGGUCCACGGGCAUUGCGAGUGGAAUGAAUUAUUUGCAUCUCCAUAAAAUUAUUCACCGUGAUCUCAAAUCACCUAAUGUUUUAGUGACUCACACAGAUGCAGUGAAAAUUUCAGAUUUUGGUACAUCUAAGGAGCUCAGUGACAAGAGCACCAAAAUGUCCUUUGCUGGCACCGUUGCUUGGAUGGCCCCAGAGGUGAUACGGAAUGAGCCCGUCUCAGAGAAGGUCGACAUCUGGUCUUUUGGGGUGGUGCUGUGGGAGCUGCUGACGGGAGAGAUCCCCUAUAAAGAUGUCGAUUCUUCAGCCAUUAUUUGGGGUGUUGGAAGCAAUAGCCUGCACCUUCCAGUUCCUUCCACUUGCCCGGAUGGAUUCAAAAUCCUUAUGAAACAGACAUGGCAGAGUAAACCUCGCAACCGGCCUUCCUUUAGGCAGACUCUCAUGCACCUAGACAUCGCGUCCGCAGACGUGCUGGCCACCCCCCAAGAGACGUACUUCAAGUCCCAGGCUGAAUGGAGAGAAGAAGUAAAGAAACAUUUUGAGAAAAUCAAAAGUGAAGGAACUUGCAUACACCGAUUAGAUGAAGAACUGAUCCGAAGGCGCCGAGAAGAGCUCAGGCACGCUCUGGACAUUCGAGAGCACUAUGAGAGGAAGCUGGAGCGGGCGAACAAUUUGUACAUGGAGCUCAGCGCCGUCAUGCUGCAGCUGGAAAUGCGCGAGAAGGAGCUCAUCAAGCGAGAACAAGCAGUGGAAAAGAAGUAUCCAGGGACCUGCAAACGACACCCUGUCCGUCCAAUAAUCCACCCCAAUACCAUGGAGAAGCUCAUGAAGAGAAAGGGUGUGCCCCACAAACCUGGGGUGCAGACCAAGCGGCCAGAUCUGUUGAGGUCUGAAGGUAUCCCUAGCACAGAGGUGGCUCCCACCGCGUCCCCUUUGUCUGGAAGUCCCAAAAUGUCCAGCUCAAGUAGCAAGAGCAGAUACCGCAGCAAACCACGCCACCGUCGGGGCAACAGUCGGGGCAGCCAUAGUGACUUUGCAGCCAUAUUGAAAAGCCAGCCAGCCCAGGAACACUCACCCCAGCCCCCCUGCCUGCCUCACGCCCACCCCCAGCACCCUAAUGCUCUGCAGCAGCAAUACCAGCACCCCCCUCCGCCCGUGGCUCAGAACCACCAUCCCAGACUCAGUAUGCACGGACAGGAUAUUGCAACCUGUGCCAACAACCUGAGGUAUUUCGGCCCUGCAGCGGCCCUGCGGAGCCCGCUCAGCAACCACGCUCAGAGACAGAUGCCUGGCUCCAGCCCUGACCUCAUCUCCACAGCCAUGGCCGCAGAUUGCUGGAGAAGUCCUGAGCCUGACAAGGGCCAGGCUGGCCCCUGGGGCUGCUGUCAGGCAGACCCAUAUGACCCCUGCCUCCAGUGCAGGCCGGAACAGUGUGGGCCCUUGGACAGCCUGUCUGCUGAGCCAGUGGGGAGGAGCCCCGAGCUUUCCAAGUCACCAGCACACAAUCCUCUCUCAGAAAGCGCUGGAGGUUCUGAGAAAACGGAAGAGGAUGCGUUCAACAGCCCUCACCACGUCGCCCCUCCGCUGCUACCUCGAAAGCCAAGGCCCCUCCAGAAGAGUGGAGACGACUCUUCCGAAGAAGAGGAAGGGGAAGUAGACAGUGAAGUUGAAUUUCCACGAAGACAGAGGACCCACCGCUGCAUCCGCAGCUGCCAGUCAUAUUCAACCUUCAGUUCGGAGAACUUCUCUGUGUCUGAUGGGGAGGAGGGAAACACUAGCGACCACUCAAACAGCCCGGAUGAGCUAGCUGAGAAAAUUGAAGACCGCUUGGCAGAGAAACUGGACGACCUGCUGGCGCAGACGCCGGAGAUCCCCAUUGAUAUCUCCUCCCACUCGGACGGGCUCUCGGACAAGGAGUGCGCCGUGCGCCGCGUGAAGACACAGAUGUCCCUGGGCAAGCUGUGUGUGGAGGAGCGCGGCUACGAGAACCCUAUGCAGUUUGAAGAAUCAGACUGUGACUCUUCCGGGGGGGAGUGCUCGGACGCUACAGUGCGGACCAAUAAGCACUACAGCUCUGCCACCUGGUGAGGAAGGAGCGCCACCUGACCGGCUCAGGACACUCCGGCAUUUCAGACGCCCCAGCUCUUCCUGCUCUCUCCCUUCUUUGUCUGGGAGGAGAGGGAGAGCUGCCCCUCUCUCAACCCCUAGAAAUGAGCUGCAAUAACAGGAACAGGAGACUUCACCAUUCUCUGGGGGAAAAGAUAUCCAAAUGAAAUUAAGUCUCACUGAACAUUUCAAUCAAGAAUGGCAGGGAUCUAUUUUAUUGAAUAUUCUAGCUACUGUAACAUUGAUAUUUAUUUUUCUUGGACAUUUUAACACUUUGUACUGUAAAGAGUGAACUAUAUAUGAUAGAGUCACAAUAAUUUCUUGCAAAAAAAAAAAAAAGGAAAGGAAAAGAAAAAAGUGGACUUUAGGAGCAACAUCUUGGGGAAUUUGUGGGGCCGGGGGAUAUUAUUGCUGCUUGAACUGGGGACCAGGUCCUUUGGCCAUAAAUGACUGAAGAAGCAAGACAUAUAGAACAUCGUAGGAUACAAAGAACAAAGAAAAAACGGCAGUUGCCGGUACCUUGUGCAUAGGCACAGCAAGUGCUCCCAGCUUGUCCAGGGGGUGAUGGACAGGACCUAGAAAAGCCUGGUGACCAGACCCUUUUGCACUUGCGGUCUUUAAGGGCUCGGGCUUCCACUAAGAGGAAAACCCCAGCAAACCAUACGUGAGGCUGCUUCCAUGUUUUAACUUUCAGCAGCGUUUGACAGUGAGGUGUACAGAUCAGGUCAUGCCUUGUCCCUAGCAAAUCCGUCCCUUUUUAAUGCUGUCAUCGUCUAUCCCUUAACCAGUGUGGUACCUUGACCAAUGUGUUGAUCUUUCAGGUUCAAGUGCCAUUUUCCCGUAGUUCUUUUUUAUUUUUACAUUCCAGCUGCUGACCACUUCCCUUAGUGCAGGACUGGAGCGGGAGGGAUUGCCGAGGAAGAGCAAAGGACAAGAGAAAAAGAGCCGGUGCAAUAGCAGGAGGAAAACACAGGGGGAGUUGCAGAAGGGCGUGCUCCGACGCACAGUUCAGCCGAGGGGUGAGAUGGAGCUGGCCCUCUACAAACGGGUUCAAUUCCAACAGAACAGAAUGUGAAGGCGGCCAGGACCCGUGUGUGAGUGCAUGUGCAGUAUCCAGUCCCAAACCUUCCCGUGUUUCUAUCCGACAGCUCAUCCUAUCCCAGAAGCUUUAGUGACAGGCUGUCCCCUUGGGAAAAAAGGUACAGUAGGCAACUUGCAAAAGGCAGCCCUUCUCACACCAUGAUGGCGUUUUUGUUCAUUGCUACUUGUAAAAUAUAUCUUACUUCACUCUGAAUUAGUGCAGUUUUUGUUAAUUGGACUUGGAAAUUGGUGAAGAGAGCCACUAACACUAAGCAAGGAAUUGGUAAGAUUUUACACAGUCAAAGCCAUGAGCUCUUCCUGUCUCAGAGGUCAUGAGCUCCAAAACGCAUCCCACAGGAAUUCCUGGCAGCUUGGCUUGAAGAAACAUUUUACCUAGAAUUUUACAGACAGAUGAAGGUUGCCCUCCUUCCUAUCUCUGUCUCCAGCAUAGGCUAUGGUCCAGCAACCUCUCCCUGCUUGCUGGGACUCCGGACCUUGCAUCCUGGGGUGGCAGGCAAGCUUGCACAUACAGGUAUUAAAUCAUUUCCAGUGCAGAUGAAAACAGUGUCCCUCCUAUGGGCUGCGCUCACUGCACCAGCCAAAAAGGAAAGGCAGGAGGGAGUUUAGAGCAGUCCCUUUUGUUUGUUUGAUCCCUCCACUUGUUUACACUUUUAUGUCAAGACAUGGAUUUAAAAUGUAGUGUCUAUAAUUUGUAGCUCAUAGCUAGGAUGAAGGAAAAUGUUUAACUUAUACAGAGAACAGUAUUGUUUGCAUUAAAUUAUUCCGUUUUGUAUGACUUCUGUAGCUGGACUACAUGAAAGAUCUUAAGUUGUGGCAUUAUUACCAUUGUUAUUUUAUUUUAUAUUAUCAUUCUCAUUUUCUGUCGAUCAGAAGGUGUGGUUUACGGUGUAGGACAGUGACUGUGUUUAUCACUGACUGUGGAUUAUUAUGGAUUUUAUGACUGGAAUGAAGGCGUGAAAAUGCAACUGCCAACUGGGAGCUCCCUGGUGCCCCCCUUAACUGUAUUCCCUGGUUUUCUGUGUACAACAACAAUCACCUGAGCAUGCAUGUCUGCCCUGAACCCAAACGUUACAUUGGGAUUUUGACUUGACCGUGAAAGUGCCUGGGUGGGUAGAUGCCUAAGCAGAUGGAUAAAUAAUUUAGAAGCUGUAAACUUUCCCAAAUUUCAUGAGAAAUAAAAUCACGGGACUACAUUAGAAACAAAAAGGGAAUUAUUUAGUACCCUAGGAGGAACAGGCCUCCAUUUUCUACAAGGGGCUUGUGGAUCAAUUUAAAAAAUUGUCUGCAUAGUUUAUAAUCUCCUUCCUGCCAGAUACCACAAAACCAACCUUUUCCCCUCAGUGGGAGUGGCAGGAAGACAAAAGAAAGAAGAGAGAUACAGAGAGAUGGCAGGACAUAAAACGCCUAGCUAUGAUGCCACCCUGGAACUAAUUUAAGGUAGGACGCUGAAACACCUGAAGUCACUUCGAGGGUCACAGGGCCAGGAGAGCCCUGAAAUGCUGGCAUCAGAUGCCACUCAAACCGUGACUCUGCCUCACUGCUCCUUAGACAGGGAGGCGACAACGCUGAGUCCUGUUUGUAGUCAGCACACAACAUUGAUGAUUUUACUCAUUUUUUUUGCCCACAUUCAGUGGCAGCAGAAAAUCAUGGGGGCCAACUUCUGUCUCAUACAUUUCAUGGUGGUCUUCCUCAAAAACCCACCCCACACCCCCUCAUUUGAUCUGUUUUUCUAAUGCCCGUCUUGGCUGGUUAAUGCCCCUCAUCCUGACUCACUCUCAAGAGCCUGUCAGGGAAGCAGACAGUGUUGAGCCCUAAGUCAUUCACUGUAUUGUCAAGAUUUGAAUAAAGUCCACCUUGAACAAUCCCCCCCACCCCCAGUAGAAUUGACUAAAGGUUUCUAAGACCUGGCAUCCUGGUGUCUGGUGUCCUUUGUCCAGGCUGAAAGGGCAAUAUUUUCUGCAUCCCCACCUUGUCCUUCAUUACUUGCCUUCUGAAAAUCAGGGAAAUCCUGACUUGUGCUUCUUGGCCAACGGCUCCACCGCCAUUGGAAGGAUGUUGAGUCAAGAGCUCAGGGAGUGGCAGAGCUAAUUGUUUAGGCCUGCCAGCCUCAGCAGUGCUUCGAGGAACCCCACGGGGCUGUGAUUUCCAGUCCCUGACUGCGCGUGGGACUCCCCGGGGGAUGAGUGUGCACAUCCACCACACGCCUAUUUCUGACUGCAAGAUGCGUUUCCAGGUGUAUUGUACACAAGCGCCUUGUUUGGGGAGGAGGAGGGUUCAUUUUGGUUUUUCUCUUUUCCUACAUCGUGACCUCAAAUAAGAGUUCCUCUUGAAAUUGCUCAGCAGGAGGGUGGUGAAGGCUGCAUCCCCUUUGAAAUGGACCCCACAGCUCUGAAGGUUCAAUCUGUUUGCAGGAUUGGGGGUGCUCUCCCCAGAGAGCUACUGUAGGAUGAUGUGGAGUGGCCGACUAUUUUAAGACUUUAGUAGCAACAAAUUUAUUGCCAGAUGUGGUAGCACAUGCUGUAAUCCUAG
Messenger RNA from Octodon degus (degu), 6944 nucleotides. RefSeq names its product mitogen-activated protein kinase kinase kinase 13 (gene Map3k13). The record is from RefSeq and is a predicted model, not a curated record. The coding region runs from base 438 to 3296 and encodes 952 amino acids. Gene Ontology annotation, biological process: protein autophosphorylation; JNK cascade. NCBI's taxonomy places the organism in Eukaryota, Metazoa, Chordata, Mammalia, Rodentia, Octodontidae. The transcript has 14 exons. Gene Ontology annotation, molecular function: JUN kinase kinase kinase activity; protein homodimerization activity; ATP binding.